Molecule: messenger RNA, 742 nt
Organism: Porites lobata
Lineage: Eukaryota; Metazoa; Cnidaria; Anthozoa; Scleractinia; Poritidae
Source: the annotation of a GenBank genome assembly
AAAAAGAUGAAGAGGAUGGUGAUGACCACAAUGAUGGUAAUUCAUAGUAACAUCCCUCCUAGAAAUUAUCAGUCAGUUAACCCUUUAAGUCCCAAUAUCCAAAUACAAAUUCUCCAAACUGGUCUCCAUACAUUUCCUUAGAGAAUGAGUUAAGAGAAUUUGAUAAAAGAUCAAGGUAUUUUCUCUUUGGUGAUCAUAUUAUUAAUUCUCAUAACCUUAAUCUCUUAACAAUGUAUGGAUAUUGUUAGGAGAAUAUUGAUGUUGGUCACCAUUGGGACUUAAAGGGUUAAGGAUUAAACAGUGCAUAAACAACACAGCAGUGUCGCUGUUACAUAGUCAACUAUUUGUAAGACAAACAUAGGCAGUCUUAGUAGUGUUUACCUCUUGCACAUGUAGGUCAUAGGAGUAUGUUAUAUGAAGCCUGUACGUGACACAAAUAGUGUGCCUGGGUUACCUGUGGUCUUAGAAGAAAGUUGACCAUAAUUAUACUGUUCAGUAUUAUCGAAACUGACCUUUACUCCAGAUAAGCACUGAUAAGCCUUUUCAGCCAGGUGAUGCUGUUUGUGUCCGUUAUUAAAACAUUUUUAUUUUUUAUGUUAUUUUUCAGCAUCAUCAGAACAUUCCUUCUCGUCAGAUUCCUCUCAUGAUUACUGUGUUCCUCCAGAGAGCAUCUCUCCUCCUGAACCCCCAAACAAUUAUGGGGAUAUUUAUGAUGAGGUGGAUGAUCUUUAUGCAGAGGUGA